Pelodiscus sinensis (Chinese soft-shelled turtle) is the source of this 2436-nucleotide messenger RNA. The record is from RefSeq and is a predicted model, not a curated record. NCBI's taxonomy places the organism in Eukaryota, Metazoa, Chordata, Testudines, Trionychidae.
CCCGGAUCAUGGGAGUGCCCUGGGGACCCCCUCCCCCAUUCGUGCGUGGUCUCCCCACCGGCGCUAACGCUCUGCUCCUGCCUCCCCAGGUCGAAAGUCACCUUUAAAAUCACGCUGACCUCGGACCCGCGGCUGCCCUACAAAGUGUUAAGUGUGCCUGAAAAUACACCUUUUACAGCUGUCUUGAAGUUUGCUGCAGAAGAGUUCAAAGUUCCUGCAGCAACAAGUGCCAUUAUAACAAAUGAUGGAAUAGGAAUAAACCCUGCACAAACAGCGGGAAAUGUUUUCCUAAAGCAUGGUUCAGAACUAAGGAUUAUUCCCAGAGAUCGUGUUGGGAGCUGUUAAUAUCUACUGAAAGGUUUCGGAACAAGUGAAAUCUACGUGCUAAAGAAUAAUAUUUAUUUUGGAAUUCUACAUUACAACUAAUUAUAAUCAGCUUGUUUUACUGUUUUUUUUCAGUGACUUCCUGGGAUUAAAAAUUAAUUAAAACAAUUUUCAUUUUCUUUCCCUGUAAACAAAUCAGAAGCUGACCUGGACCUUUGUCUACUAACAGAAUAAUGGCCUAAUGGAAUUCUGUGUUCUUGAAAGCAGGAUGUACCUCUUUCUUUUUAGCUACAGAACCUCUUAGGAAAUGUUAUUGAAAAUAAAAGGGAAAAACUAAUCAGUAGAAACUUAAAACUCUAAUUGAUAAAUGAAUGACCGAAUCCUGUAUUUAGAAGUUCAUUUCAUCAAAGGAGACACUGUAUUUGAUUUUUAGAAAAGGAAACUACUAAGAGAAAAUGUUUCUGACUGAAAGCUAACAAACGUUAGUGUAGGCCCUGAAUCAUGUAUAAUGUAUAUUGUCAAACUCAGAGAUAGUUUUCCUCACAGUUAAAUUUUUCAGUCCCAGUAGAAGGGGUUUCUUGAAAACUUCAGCCUCCUUUGUUACUGAAAUAAUUCAGAGAACGUCCAAAAAUGUAAAUACCUAGUUAUAAUCAUAAGGUCCUGGAAAAAAAUUAAAGAAAAAUAAAUGUACUUCUGUUAUCUGAGCUUUUACAAAUUUUCACUGAUAUCAGGUUUUACUUUUUAAAUAAAGUACCCUCUACUGAAAGGUAUUGUAAAAUCAUAAAUCAUGGGAAUUCCAUGCACCAUGUGAUGGGGAUUUAUCAGUUGAAAUAUACAUUCCUUUAUCAGACUUUUUCAUCACAUCAUUAUGUUCUCUUAGUUUGUUGCUACUGUAUGCUACUUGGGAAAUAGUUUUGGAAUCACAUGUUUGUAUGUUCAGAAAUUAAGCUUUAUGUUUAUAAAUUGUCUGAAGUUAAAUUGUAACAUCCAUCAUGCACCUUCACGGGAGUAGCCAGUUUGUCUUGUUUUGACACCAUGAUAAGCUGUAUCUUCCAGACAGUAUGCGUUGUUUCAAACAAAUCAUUGCAUUUUAUCUGUUCUCCUACAUCUUAAUUUCUUGAAGUUACAAAAAAAAAUUGAACAAUAAACUAUAAUGCUUCAUAAAAACAAGUAUUUUUCAUGCAUGUCUUUAUCUCAUUCAGUAAUCAGACCCAGAGGGGACUCAGAAGGGUGUGAUGGUGGCUAAUGCUAUGCAGAAGCCCUUGAGUCCACUUAGUAGAGAUGAAGAAAAGUGUAUGUAGAGGUCUCCUGUGUAUUCACAUAUGAAGGAGGCAUAAAGGCUCCUGCAUUUUUUCAGCUCUGUCUUAACUCCUUGUAAUGUUUUCCCGUAGCCGAGUAAACAGUGUCUUGGGAGAAAGAGGGAGGAGAAAAAGAAUUGACACAACUUGUAUUAAUUCAUGAUUUUCCUAAUUAGAUUGUGGUAAUACAUUAGAAAUUGUACACUUACACCUUGUAAUCAAUCUAGUCUGAAAUUCAUUUUAAACAAAUAGAUCCCUAUUACAGUAAAUUUUAUAGUAUGUUGAUUUAAAGUGCAAAGUGCAUCAUCUCAUUAAUCUAUUUCCACAAUAUAAUUAGAAUGAACAGAAUUAAUUGCUUUUAAUUUUUGUCCUGAGGAUGGUUUGGCCAGAUAGCUGAAAAACACUUGACAUCAGAGCACAGAAAACAAUCAUACAGACUUUAUCUAAUUAAGAAGUUUUCUUGUCUGUACAAAGUGUGAUACAUUUUAAAGACUAUCAAAUUCCAGGGUCACUUGAAAAUCUUCAGGAUCUUUUUAUGCAUAAUAUAAAGGGGACUAAAUAGAAAAAUAAUUGCAAAUGAUAUAAACCAUGUAUUUUAUUACAUAUACACACAAGUAAUACCUUGACUACUUUAAUAAACCAGUUUGACACAUUUCAAAUUAUGAACAUGAAAAUUGAGUAAAUAUUGUAAAAAUGAAUUCAGUAACUAGAAACAAUGAAUGAUCAUUUUGCAUGUGUGUAUUGUUGCAGUACGUUCUUUCAAUCCUGGGCAUAAUUCUCCUUGUCAUUAAAGAAAACAAUAUAUUUUGCUUCA